Molecule: messenger RNA, 2157 nt
Organism: Anopheles coustani
Lineage: Eukaryota; Metazoa; Arthropoda; Insecta; Diptera; Culicidae
Exons: 5
Coding region: 1-2157 (718 amino acids)
Source: RefSeq, a predicted model, not a curated record
AUGUUUCAGGAUUGUUCCAAGCAAACAAAGAGAGCCAGUUUCUCACAGACAAAGAAACACAAAUUAUCGCUAGGCAAGGAUGACUCGUUCGAUAGGAAGUAUGAAUCAGCUGUUAAAUCAUACCAUAAUUACAUGGAAGGUUUACAUUUGGUACUGAAAGAAAAAGAAAGGAGCAUGUUAAAAAUUCUCCGUAAGCGAAGCAGUCCUAUGUGGUUUCAAGAGCUGACCGAUGAGCAAUGUUCGAUUUGCGACCAGAUGUUGGAUGCUAUCGGGGAUGAUUUGGACGAAUCUACGUUUCAUCGUUCGAAGAAUCUUCUUCGAAAGCUAGGCGUCUUUCCUGUUUGUCAAGACAGAAUCAUUCGAACCGCGUUGAUACUUUGCAAUCGUAAUGAUAUAUCCUUCUUGUGGCUCCUUCUCGAACUAUGGUACAUACGGCGUCCUCGUAAGUCGGAAGCCCCCUACGAGACAGGAUAUUCCAUCAACGAACGGUUACUCAUCUCUUCCAUUGCCCACUUGGAUAUGGUUACUACAUUACGUGGUUUGGAUAUGGUCUUGCCUCCUCCAAGGAAAGUUGAAAAUAUCAAUCCACAAGAAAAGAGAAGCGGCACAAAAAGUCCUGCAUCGAAAACGUCUGCACGUAGGUCGCCAUAUGAAAAACCAUUAAUGAUAAAAUUAACCGGAUACACAGUUCCUCUUGACAUACAACUACACCGAGAUGAAUUCCUUGGACGCUACUCACAUUACCGGGAUCCGGAGUUUAUCGUCCGCAAUGAAGAAUCCCGAUGGUUUGCGAGAUGCAGUGGAUCUGGGAGAAACAAGUUUUCCUACCAGGGAUAUAUUUCCGCAACGGACGAUACGAUGGAAUCGGAAAUCAAAAGCGAGUCAUUUCAAAGUGCAAAUGCAAUCGUAAAGACACUGCUAGAUGAGCAUGUACGAAACAUGGUGGACCGUGUGGAAUGUUGCCAAAUUCUGUGCCCCAAACACCACCAACUGGGCGAAGGAUGUUCGAAUAUUUUGCAACACUUGCAGGGUAACGCCACCGUCCGCGAGGCCUUGAUGGCAUCAGUGCGUUCUCAGUGUGCACAGUGGAAAGAAGAAGAGCUCCUUACGGCAGGAAAACAACAGGUGAACAAUUUGCUGGGACGGCUAGUCGAUGAAGCUGUGGCGUUGGCGAUACUCGAACCUGUUGGAAGUUGCCCCAAAUGUUGGCAACGAUUCGACAUGCAACAGAAGCUUCGUAGCGGGCAAAAGUGUGUUUGUGCGAUUUCAGAGGACUUGGCCACGAUUCCGACCCCACCGGAAGCUCACCCAACGCAGCAGUAUUUCAAAAUGUGCAUUGAUAAAGCUCAGCCAUAUGAAUUUGAUCAUGCUAAAAUAUUCGACGAUGAUGAACGACGAAAGGAAAAUCUCGCGUGUCCCAUAAAACGUGCCAUCCAACGUGCGCUACGCGGGAAGGACGACGUCGGCAACGUUGACAUCGACCGUUUGAUCGUAAACUUUGUGCGCAACACGUGGCAAGAGGAGCUGAAGCAACAAAACGAACGGCUGAUGAAUGAAAAAAUGGCGAAAAGCCAGCAGCAACCUGUAGAAAAAGAUCCGCUCGAUAUGGAAUAUGUUACCACCAAAGACGUAGCCGUUUUGCAGAAACUGUUGAAACGUGCCCUUCGCAAGCUUGCCGAUCAUCCGAUGUACAUACUGGCCACUUUUCCCGAGGUUGAUAAGUUACCCAUUUUGAUAGCAUGGACACGCGAUCGGUACGGGGUUCCAGUAAGCCAUCGGGAACGUGCAACCGCCCUGGAGGAGAGUAAAAUCUUUUGGGACACACUCGUCCCACGUGUCACUGGAGUCCGGUGGCCCACAAGGAGAGAUACUGGAUUGAAAACUACAGUAAACUGGAACUACAAAAUUCAGCUUGAAGAAAUGGCUAGCAAGUUGAUGCAAAAAUUCUACCGAAGAUUCAACAACGUUCAGGUGCAGGAGAAUCGCCUCUGGUGGACCACCAUGGUUCCGUAUCAUGCCGGAGUGGAACGCUUUCGUCGCACGUUUUCUGCAUAUUUUCCGAACUGUGAACCAUUCAUGGUACCAGUGUCGCGCCCCUGGCGCUCACAUGACUACAGACCAAUGUCCAGGGCUACAGGUAGUAGAAGCGGGGUUUGA